Molecule: messenger RNA, 1553 nt
Organism: Stegostoma tigrinum
Lineage: Eukaryota; Metazoa; Chordata; Chondrichthyes; Orectolobiformes; Stegostomatidae
Product: 15-hydroxyprostaglandin dehydrogenase [NAD(+)]-like
Exons: 9
Coding region: 198-1187 (329 amino acids)
Cellular component (GO): cytoplasm
Molecular function (GO): oxidoreductase activity, acting on the CH-OH group of donors, NAD or NADP as acceptor
Source: RefSeq, a predicted model, not a curated record
CUGAAGGUUUGGAAAACAGGGUUUUGGAAACUGGCUGCUACUUCUUGAAAUUGUCGUGUUGCAGGCGUUUCCUGGCCAUGGGCCAGCUUGCAGCGUUGUUCAGUAGGCAGCAAGAAGUCCCUUGUCAGUGCGAGAGCAGGUAGGAGCACAGCAAGUUCCCAGUUGAAAAAUCGGAGCAGCGCAGCACCGCUAGUGAGAUGAUCCUGAAGAACUGUGUGGGUUUGAUAACAGGCGCGUCACAAGGGCUGGGAAAGGCGUUCGCUGAAUCUCUCUUAAAGAAAGGCGCACAGGUGGUUAUAUGUGAUAUCAACCAGGCACAAGGUGAAAUUACUAAGGCAGAGUUUGACUUGAGAUAUGGACCUGGAAGAACUACCUUUAUCACCUGCGAUGUCACAUCAUUGCCCCAGCUGAAAGAUGUUUUUAUUGAAACGGUGCAGACGUUUGGAAGACUAGAUGUACUGUGCAAUAAUGCUGGAAUAAACAAUGAAAAUUCCUGGGAAAGGACCAUUUCUGUCAACCUGGUGGCAUUGAUACAAGCAAGUUACCUGGCUUUGGACCAUAUGAGGUGUGACCGUGGUGGGAAAGGUGGGAGUAUUAUCAACGUGGCUUCCAUGUCAGGACAAUGGUAUUUCCUGACUCUUCUCAAAAGACAUACGUCUUGCAACCUAGACCACCAGAGCAAUUCGAUCUUCUCAUUGCUGUUUGUGAAAUCUUACUGUGCACAAUUCGACCAUCACAAUCAUCUUGAAAGCUACUGUGGCCAGACUUCAGAGCUAUGUCCCCAAGUUCAAGAUUUCCCAAUUAGUGGAAACAUCUUCUCAACAUCUACUCUGUCAGGUUUUAUACCAGCAGCACAUGCUCCAGUCUACACAGCUUCAAAGCAUGGAGUGCUUGGUUUUACGAGAUCUCUUGCAGAAGCUUCCAGCUUUGGAAAUUAUGGGGUACGAAUAAAUGCACUGUGUCCAAGCUUUGUCAACACUGAAAUUCUUGAGACCAUAAACUGUGAAGAAAAUCUUGGAAUUUUUUAUCAGUUCAAGGACAAUGCCAAGAAUUUAAUGCAGGUCUUUGGAGUGCUGGAACCAUCGGAGAUAGCCAAGGGUUUUGUACAGCUGCUUGAAGAUGACAGCUUGAAUGGAGCAGUCAUGAAAAUUACAACAUCAAAGGGUAUUCAUUUUGAGAACUAUUAGCAAAGACCACUUCUCAACACUGGACUAUCCUUGACCUAACUUGCCAAAUGCCAAGAAAUGUUUGUUUGCAAAGUUUCCUACACUGGUUCCUAAACAUGCAAUCCUUUCUACUGCAGUAAAUUGGUAAAGAGAAUUGUACAUAUAAAAAGGCGAUAUAUAAAGCUGACAUGUAUAUGGGCAAACAAAUUGUGAUUUAUUCCAGCCUUAUUACAUAUCAUUUUUGAUGUACAAAAGAAAAUUGCCAUUUUAAAUUAAAAUUGUGUAAAUAUAUGUUUCUGCUCCACAGUGGUGCUUAUGAAUUGGAACAGAUCUAGAAAGAUUUGUGUUUCCAAACCACCAACACCUCAACACGUCAGUGGUGUUAAA